AUGGCGGCGGCGGCGGCGCAGCAGAAGAUCCGGUGGGGGGAGCUGGAGGAGGACGACGGCGGGGACCUCGACUUCCUCCUCCCGCCGAGCGUCGUCGUCGGGCCCGACGAGAACGGCAUCAAGAAGGUCAUCGUGUACAAAUUCGACGACGACGGCAACAAGGUCAGGGUCACCACCACCACCCGCGUCCGCAAGCUCGCGCGGGCGCGCCUCUCCCGCAGCGCCAUCGAGCGCCGCCAGUGGCCCAAGUUCGGCGACGCCCUCAAGGAGGACGCCGGCUCUAGGCUCACCAUGGUCUCCACCGAGGAGAUCCUCCUCGAGCGACCCCGCGCCCCAGGGAGCAAAGCUGAGGAACCAGCUGCAUCCGGUGACCCGCUGGCUAUGGCGAGCAAGGGAGGUGCUGUUCUCAUGGUUUGCAGAACCUGUGGGAAGAAGGGCGAUCACUGGACCUCAAAGUGUCCCUACAAGGACCUGGCACCACCGACUGAAACUUUCACGGACAGGCCUCCUACGUCCGAUGGCCCUCCUGCACCAGGCGGUCCUGUGAAGGGAGCAUAUGUUCCCCCAACCAUGAGAGGAGGCGCUGAUAGGACUGGAGACUCGAUGCGCCGCAGGAACGACGAGAAUUCUGUCCGUGUCACCAACCUCUCGGAGGACACCCGUGAGCCUGACCUCCUUGAGCUCUUCCGCUCGUUCGGCCCUGUCAGCCGUGUCUACGUCGCGGUGGAUCAGAAGACUGGGUUGAGCAGGGGGUUUGGGUUCGUCAACUUUGUUCACAGGGAGGAUGCGGAGAAGGCGAUCAGCAAGCUCAAUGGGUAUGGUUAUGAUAACCUUAUCCUCCGAGUCGAGUGGGCGACGCCAAGGCCCAACUAG
Molecule: messenger RNA, 873 nt
Organism: Miscanthus lutarioriparius
Lineage: Eukaryota; Viridiplantae; Streptophyta; Magnoliopsida; Poales; Poaceae
Source: the annotation of a GenBank genome assembly